CCAGGCGGAAAAAUGUCACCUUAAACUGCAUUUCCGGUCCUCACAGGAGGGCCUGAGCUCCGCCGCACCAGCACCGCUUCCCCGGUAGCCCUGCACUGGUGGGAUUACCCCUUGGAUCAGAGUUGGCGACCUUGCUACGUGGGACGCGCCCAACGUGGCCAGAGCCACUGCAGAAUCCUGAGGCUGGCGGGAGGAAGUCGGCUGGGGGCGAGGCCGGCGAGACCGAGACCUCGGGUUGGAGCAGCAGCCUGGAAGAGACUUUGCGCGUUCUGGGUUCAAUAGUAGAGUAUCCAUAUGUCCACUUCCUAAUCUUGCAACAACAACAAAAAGGACCAGCCAAGAACCUGUCAUUCUGAUUUCAUUCAUUCCUGGGUUGUGAUACCCAUGAUAAGAAUCUAUCAGGGCCAAGAUCCGUUUUCCCAGACGUGAGAAUUGAACAUCCCAGAAAUCAAGACACCCUCCUCAAUGCUCAGGAGACCCAGGAUUCUGUGCUACACAAGUGAGCAACCUGAAAGCCAGGAAAUGGAACCCUUGACAUUCAGGGAUGUGUUCAUUGAUUUCUCUGAAGAGGAAUGGGAAUGCCUGGAUUCUGCUCAGCAGACUUUAUAUAGAGAUGUGAUGUUAGAGAUCUAUAGAAACCUGGUAUUUUUGGGUAUAUGUUCUCAUCAAGCCCAAGAAUUUGCACCAGAGCAGGAAAUAAAAUAUUUAUUCCAAAAUAUGAAAAAGGAAAGAAAACAUCAGUGUGAUCAUUUUAAACAGAAGCUUUACAAAGAUAAUAAAAGUGAGAAAGUUUUUAAUCGAGUGUCAAAAUUUAUCUAUCCAAGCUUUGAUAUUCAAGAAAAGAAAGACAAAUGUAUGGGACGUUCAAGAGCUUUAAAUAAAAUUGCAAGCAUUACUGAACACCAGAAAAUUCAUACUGGAGGGAAGUCCUACAAAUUUAAAGAAUGUGUAAAACCAUUUAAAAAUUACUCAAUCCUUUAUCAUAGCAGUGACAAAUCCUACAUAUGUAAAGAAUGUGGUAAAGGUUUUAGUCAACCUUCAACCCUUACUAAACACCAUAUGAUUCACUGUGGAGAGAGCCCAUACAAAUGGAGGAAAUGUGUCAAAGUCCUUAAGUAUCACUCAACCCUUAUUAAACACCACAGUAUUUAUAAUAGAGAAAAGCUCUACAAAUGUAAUGAAUGUGGCAAAAGUUUUAAUCGAAGCUCAAACCUUAUUGUUCACCGUAGAAUUCAUACUGGAGAGAAGCCAUACAAAUGUGAAGAAUGUGAGAAAGCCUUUCAUCAAAAAUCACACCUUACUCAACACCAAAGGAAUCAUUCUGGAGAAAAGCCCUACAAGUGUAAAGAAUGUGGCAAAGCUUUUACUGUUAGGCCAAGCCUUAUUGCUCACCAGAGAGUUCAUACUAGAGAGAAGCCAUACAAAUGUGAAGAAUGUGGCAAAGCUUUUAAUGAAAAGUCACACCUUAUCUGCCAUCAGAGAAUUCAUACUGGAGAAAAGCCAUACAAAUGUAAAGAAUGUGGCAAAGCUUUUACUGUUAAGACAAGCCUUAUAGCUCACCAGAGAAUUCAUACUGGAGAAAAGCCAUACAAAUGUAAAGAAUGUGGCAAAGCUUUUACUGUUAGGCCAAGCCUUAUAGCUCACCAGAGAAUUCAUACGGGAGAAAAGCCAUACAAAUGUAAAGAAUGUGACAAAGCUUUUACUCAAAUCUCAAAACUUAUUAUUCACCAGAGAAUUCAUACUGGAGAAAAACCAUACAAAUGUAAAGAAUGUGGCAAAGCUUUUAUUGAAAGAUCAUACCUUACUCAACACCAGAGUUUUCAUACUGGAGAAAAGCCUUACAAAUGUAAAGAAUGUGGCAAAGCUUUUUAUCUAAACUCAAAACUUACUGUUCACCAGAGAAUUCACACUGGAGAAAAGCCCUACAAAUGUAAAGAAUGUGGCAAAGCAUUUAAUCAAACUCAAGUCUUAAUGUACACCAGAGAAUUCAUUCUGGAGAGAAACCAUACAAAUGUAAAGAAUGUGGCAAAGCAUUUAAUCAAACCUCAAGUCUUAAUGUACAUCAAAAAAUUCACACUGGAGAGAAAACAUACAAAUGUAAAGGCCAUGGAAUGAGGCAAAAUUGUUAAGUAAUCCCUCAAGUGUUAUCAAGCAGCAGAGAAUUCAUACUUGAGAGAAUCCUUACAAAUAUAAAUGUUAAAAAGCAUUUAUUGUGACAUCAUACUUUAUUGAUCACCAGAUAAUUCAGAGUGGAACAAAGCCCUACAAUUGAAGAAAAAAUGUGGCAAAGUUUUUAUUCAAAGUUCAGCAUUUUAAAAAUGUCAAACAUUAUAGUAGGGAUUAAACCCUACAAACGUAGAGUAUGUGACAACACUUUUAAGAGAAGCUCCCACCUUACAAAUCACCACCAUAGAUAUAGUACCUGAGCCCUAUAAAUGUAAAGAAUAUGUCAAAGCUUUAUUCAAAUGAAAAAAUUAUACAUUAUCAAAACCUAAUUCUUGUUAAUAUCUGCAUAAAACCCUCUGUCCAAGAUGCAUAGCUAAUAUGUCAGCAAAAUGUUUAACAUUGAGAAAAAUGUUGACAUAUGAGAAAAAUACAGCAAAGUCAUUGUUUUCCAUAUAUUUCUGAAAUGAGCAUUAUCAGAGAAUUUCUAUAAGUAUAGAAAACAUGGCAUUACUUUUAACAGUUUCUAAAAAUUUACUGGGCAUCAUUAGUUGAUGUGAUAGAAAUAAAGUAACCCUCAGAUAUCAACGUAGUGCAAAUAGCUCAUCCCUGAAAAAAAAUAUUUGUUUAUUACAAAUAAAAACUAAAUAUAUAUACUCAAAAACUGGAGAAAAGUAAUUUUUCCUCUAGGUAAUUAUAUCAAAGGAAAAAUACUCAUUAAUAAGAAUUUUAAAUUUGACUUUUUUCUUGUGGUGGUGGUGAUGAGGAUUGAACCCAGGGCUCUCGAAUGCUAAGCAAAUGUUCUACCACUGAGUCACAUCCGUAGCCAGUGUAUUCUGUAUUUUGUGAAGACUUUGCAAUUAUAUUUGAAAUACUUUAUUCACAUUGUGAAAGAAUUUUAUUACAAAAUAACAGUGAAUGUUUCUGAAUUGUUAACACUAUCAUGUAUUGAAUUACAUUUUAUGAUAGUUUGUAGACAACGAAGAGAUACUGUUUGGUAAACAAUGUGACAUUUCUUUUAAUCCUUUUAGGCAAUGUAGUCAAUCUUCAAAUUAUGUGGAGAUGAUUUAAUCAUUUCUAAAGAAACUGGCUCAAUAAAUUGUGUAACUUAA
Messenger RNA from Marmota monax (woodchuck), 3275 nucleotides. Its product is annotated as zinc finger protein OZF-like. Gene Ontology annotation, biological process: regulation of DNA-templated transcription. Lineage: Eukaryota; Metazoa; Chordata; Mammalia; Rodentia; Sciuridae. The record is from RefSeq and is a predicted model, not a curated record.